AUGUCGUUACCAUUGUUUAUUGGGAAGAUAAUUGAUACAGCUAAAACACCAGAUUCUAAGAAGGCCGACGCGGAUUCCGAAAAAAGUGAUAAUGUGGAUGAUAUUAAAAUUUUUGGUUUAGAACCAUAUGAGUUCUAUGGUGCUCUCGGUGUAUUCUUUUCUAUAGGAGCAGUGGCAAAUUUUGGACGUACAUAUUUAUUACGUUCAGCAGGUGAAAGAUUGGUCGCAAGAUUAAGAUCACGUCUAUUUCUGAAAAUUCUAUCGCAAGAUUCAUACUUUUUUGAAGGUGGACCAAGCAAUAAGGGAAUGAAAACGGGGGACUUAAUAUCAAGAUUGUCGAACGAUACACAAAUAAUUUCCAAAACUUUGAGUGGUAAUGUAUCUGAUGGGGCAAGAUCGUUGAUAAGCGGUUGUGUUGGGCUUUCGAUGAUGUGCUUUGUACUGUGGAAACUUACUCUUUGUAUGAGUGCGAUCUUUCCGCCUUUGAUUAUAAUGUCAGUGGUUUAUGGUAGACGAAUUAAACAGUUGUCUCGUACAAUUCAAGAAAAUCUAGGGGAUAUGACGAAAGUUACCGAAGAAAAAUUGAAUGGAUUGAAAACAAUACAAAGCUUUGCCCAGCAACGAAUGAUUGUUCAUGAUUAUAAUCAAGAAAUUAAAAAUAUUUUCAGAUCAUCCAUGCGUGAAGGAAAAUUGAGUGGUAUUUACUAUGGUAUUAACGGGUUCCUAGGGAACAUGACAUUAAUCGGUCUACUUGUAAUUGGAACCAAAUUAAUCGGUAAUGGAGAAAUAACAGUAGGUGAUUUAUCCAGCUUUAUGAUGUAUGCUGUUUAUACCGGUAGUUCAGUCUUCGGGCUUGGUAAUUUUUAUUCUGAGUUAAUGAAAGGAGUUGGAGCAGCAGAAAGAGUAUUUGAAUUGAUAGAACUGAAGCCGAAGAUUACUACAACCUUGGGUAAAAAAGUUGAUGACUUACACGGUGAUAUUGAAUUUCGUAAUGUAAAAUUUAGCUAUCCUUCAAGACCCGACUCACCCAUAUUUGGUGGAUCUAAAUUAAACUUAACGAUCACCAAGGGUGAACAUGUUUGUUUCGUUGGACCAUCGGGUAGUGGUAAAUCAAGUAUAUCACAAUUAUUACUAAGAUUUUAUGAUCCAACUGAAGGUACCAUUACGGUGAAUAAGCAUAACAUCAAGGAUCUCAAUUUGAAUUUCUAUAGAUCUCAAGUUGGUUACGUUCAACAGGAGCCAUUACUCUUUAGCGGAACCAUAAGAGAUAACAUCGUAUUUGGUAGAACGAACAGUAAUGAAGAUGAAAUAAGAGAGGCUUCAAUGCUAAGUAAUGCUUAUAAAUUCAUUGACGAAUUUCCAGAUAAGUUUGACACAGUCAUUGGCCCUACAACUAGUGGUGCUGCUCAGUUGAGUGGGGGACAGAAGCAAAGAGUAUCUUUAGCUAGAACAUUAAUUAAGAAGCCGGACAUUCUAAUCCUUGACGAGGCUACGUCAGCAUUGGACUCCCAGCUGGAAGAGAUGGUAAUGAAGAAUCUAAAAAGGCUAUCAAAAGACAUGCAUGUGACUAUAAUACUGAUCGCACAUAGAUUGUCAACUAUUAGGAACAGUGAAAGAAUAAUAGUAGUCAACUAUCGAGGAGAAAUAGUAGAAGAUGGAAAAUUUAACGAGUUAUACAAUAAUUCUAAUAGUGAAUUGAACAAGUUAUUGAAAGCUCAUGAAUUGCAAUAG
Debaryomyces fabryi is the source of this 1731-nucleotide messenger RNA. It is a transcript of the gene MDL1, whose product is annotated as ATP-binding cassette permease. The record is from RefSeq and is a predicted model, not a curated record. Gene Ontology annotation, cellular component: membrane. The coding region runs from base 1 to 1731 and encodes 576 amino acids. Gene Ontology annotation, biological process: transmembrane transport. NCBI's taxonomy places the organism in Eukaryota, Fungi, Ascomycota, Pichiomycetes, Serinales, Debaryomycetaceae. The transcript has a single exon. Gene Ontology annotation, molecular function: ABC-type oligopeptide transporter activity; ATP binding; ATP hydrolysis activity.